This is a messenger RNA of Mus caroli (Ryukyu mouse), 1564 nucleotides long. Lineage: Eukaryota; Metazoa; Chordata; Mammalia; Rodentia; Muridae. The record is from RefSeq and is a predicted model, not a curated record.
UGUGUCCUGGAGCUAGCUACAUAGCCAGUAGAAGACAUUUAGGGCUUCAUAGUGUGAUCAGGUUUUAAAAAAGGAGAGAGAGAGAGAGAGAGAGACAGACACAGACACAGACACAGACACAGACAGACAGACACAGGGCAAUAGACCACCACUUAGGUUCAAGUUCAGGUUCCCUGCUCUCCCAAGAGCAGCUGACAACUACCGCUUUUAUUACAGGCAGAAUCGGGUUCUCCAGGGCCUUCCCUGUUUAGAGGAGCCUCUCUGCUGAGCCUCCUCCUUAGUGAUGGGUGCACUCGGGGGUCACGGCCCCUCCCUAAGGUCAGGGGUUGGAGAACGGGCCCUGUUCCUUAGGCAGGGUCACUGUUUCACCCGAUCUUGCCAUUCCACUCCCUCCACCCGACCCCUCCCCGCGCCUCGCGGCGCCUCUCCUUUGGAGCCAUGGUUCCUGUUCCGGGAUCCCUCGGGCAGGGCCCGGACUGCGGGGACUCAGCUUCGAAGAGUCGGGAGGCAUCAGGUGGCCCUCAGCUCUCGUCCUCCGCGUCCUUCUCGCGGUGGCUGGUCGCGAGCCCCGGGGCCGGUGGCUGGCCGCUGCGCCUGGCGGGGUGGGGCGGGAUGGCGGCGUCCGCGUGGCUGGAGGCCGGCCUGGCCCGGGUGCUCUUCUACCCGACGCUGCUCUACACAGUGUUCCGGGGGAGGGUGCGCGGCCCGGCGCACCGCGACUGGUACCACCGCAUCGACCACACGGUCCUGCUGGGCGCGCUGCCGCUGAAGAACAUGACGCGCCGGGUGAGAGAGACCGCCGGGCCGGGCCGGGCCGGGAGCGGGCCCAGGGCCUCGGCGGGCGCCCCGCGGCCCUCGCUGAGCCCCCUCUUUGCCUCGGCAGCUGGUACUGGACGAGAACGUGCGCGGGGUGAUCACUAUGAACGAGGAGUACGAGACCCGAUUCCUGUGCAACACCUCGAAGGUACACAACUGGAGCCCAGAGGAGGCUAUAGAAGCGAUCGCCAAAAUCCGGUCACACAUCUCCAUCAGGCCCAGCCAGCUGGAAGUUCUCAAAGAGUUCCACAAGGAGAUCACUGCAAGGGCAGCAAAGAAUUAACUACUGAUUAUCUCUCAUGCUGACUUAAGAGUCUGAAGACUGUGGAUAACAAAGAACUUGGAUCUCCCUGAGAUACAGUAACAACUUUACAGGACAAACCCAACCACACUGCAAAUGUGCUGACUGGUAGAUAAUGUGUCUCCUUUGCCUUCCUUCCUGAAAUAACACUUGGAUGGCUACAGAGAACAAGAUUGUCUGGCUAAAUCUUAUUUUCUUUGACAGGGAUAAGGAAAUAUUAAUUUUAACAGAAAUCUGUUGUUUCUAAUGUGUGUAAUGGCACUGUAAAUCAAAGACAUUUAAUGCUGGAGAAGGAAAGAAGUAUCUAGAUCUGUUCUUUAUUACUGUCAGAAUCCAAAUCUUUUUUGUAUGACUUGGCAAAGUGCUUGCCCAGCAUGUAUAAUAAGGCCCCGAAUUUGGUCCCUAGCAGGUCCAAAAAUAAAAAUAAAAAUAAAGUUUUUCCCUGGC